Molecule: messenger RNA, 2214 nt
Organism: Salarias fasciatus (jewelled blenny)
Lineage: Eukaryota; Metazoa; Chordata; Actinopteri; Blenniiformes; Blenniidae
Gene: sms
Product: spermine synthase
Exons: 11
Coding region: 115-1197 (360 amino acids)
Biological process (GO): spermine biosynthetic process
Molecular function (GO): spermine synthase activity
Source: RefSeq, a predicted model, not a curated record
GGACACGCGCAGUAGGUAGUGGGAGCAGCAGCGGGAGCAGGGCCCUCCCUCUGUCUUUGCAGAUAAAUAUUCGCAGGCUGCUAUUCCAGGCAUGGAUAACAGUUGCAGCGAGUCAUGGCAUUGCGACAUUACACCCUCGACUUCAGCCUCUCUACGGCAGUUGACUCCACUUCGACAGUUGCUGGUCUGCUGUCCAUAUUUCAUGAGCAGGAACUGACAGAGACUGUUCAUGACACAAAUGGGCACGGAUACCUCGCUACAUUUGUAGGCAAACAUGGCCGGUUAGUUAUCUUGCGUGUGCACUCCCGUGGUUUGGUCACCAUCGAUCUGCAAUGUUAUGAAGAGGACAACAUUGCACAACUAGACAAUCUUUUAAAUGCACUGGAGAAGAAGCUCAAAGUUCUCUUAAAUGGCAAUAUCACGCGGAUUAAAAAGCUCCCAGCCCUCGUACGAGGCGCAAAAGUUGACAGAUACUGGCCCACAGCCGAUGGCAGGAUAGUGGAGUACGACAUUGACCAGGUGGUGUACGACGAGGAUUCUGAUUACCAAAAUAUUAAGAUAUUGCACUCGCGGCAGUAUGGAAAUAUCCUUGUGCUCGAUGGGGAUGUUAAUCUGGCCGAGAGUGAUUUUGCCUACACCCAAGCCAUCACAGGCAAUGGAAGAGAGAGUUACGCUGGAAAGGAGGUGCUGAUUUUAGGAGGAGGCGACGGAGGCAUUCUUGCAGAGCUGGUCAAAAAAAAGCCAAAGAUGAUUACAAUGGUGGAGAUCGACCAGAAGGUGAUAGACGGGUGCAAGAGGCACAUGAGGAAGACUUGCGGCGAUAUCCUCGACAACCUGAAAGGAGACUGUUACCAAAUACUCAUCGAGGACUGCGUUCCUUUGCUGAAAAAGUACGUCCGAGAGGGAAGAAUGUUUGACUACGUCAUCAACGACCUCACCGCGAUCCCGAUAUCCACCGCGCCAGAAGAAGACUCGAUGUGGGAGUUCCUGCGCCUCAUCUUGGACCUGUCAAUACAAGUCCUUCAUCCCCGUGGGAAGUAUUUCACACAGGGUAACAGCGCGACCCUCACAGAGGCUCUGAGUCUGUACGAGGAGCAGCUGGGAAAGCUCUCGUGUCCCGUGGACUUCCGCAAAGAAGUGGUGUGUGUGCCCUCCUACUUGGAGCAAUGGGUUUUCUACACCGCAUGGAAAAAGUAAAGACCUCCAGGUUUCUCUGCUUAAAAAUCCCAGCAGCUGGAAUGUGAAUGCUCCUGUAAUUUCCUCUGCUGUCUUUAAGUCGUGUUCAGACCGGAUGCGAUAUGCAAAAUAGGGUUCAACACAAAGUUUGGGUAAAUAUCCUGGUAUGUGAGGAUUAAAUUUAAAAAAAAAAAAAAAAAAAAAAAAGUUGAAUUAGCAGUCUGUAUUCACGCUUGCGGAUGCACCCUUCAUGUAGCUUUCUGCCUGUUCUUAUUUAGCGACAGCAGAGUGAAUGAAACUAAUAGAAAUAUUUAGAAAACUCUUAAAGAUUUCAAGACACUCCCUUCAGCUCUGUUGGUGUUUUAGCAUGAAGUGUUAUUUUUUUGAAUUCGGUCUGAACACAUCUUAUUGAGCACAGCCAGUUUAUCCAGUUUACCUUUUUUUCCUUUUUUUAGUUUUUUGUUUUUUUUUUUCCAUUGUUUGCUGCAACUUUAAGUUGUAUUCCUUGUAUGUUACUUGAUUUUGAGUAAUUGUCCAUUUGCAUGCACUCUAAAGGAACUGUUGGUGUUGAAACACUGUUUUGAUACACUGAUGUGGUGUGACUCAUCUUACAUAAUAGGUGUUUUCUGUCCGUUGGAUUUUGAGUUGUGUGUUCACCCAAUGCGUAGGCUCGACCGACCUGACCCGAGACGCUUUUAAGCUUCAUUAUUUUGUUACUGUUACCCAUACGUGGUUGUUUUAGGUUGUUACAAGGCGACAUGAUCAUGCCCAGCGAGACUGACGUGUUUGAGUCCACAUGUGUUUUAAAAGGGAAACAAAUUCCUCCACAUUGAUACCACCUCUAUGCUUGUGCUGUUUCUAUGACAUGUUUUAUUAGCACCUUUUUGGUUUUUCCUAAUAAAUUUUUGAGUUUUUUAAGAUUUUAUUAGGUGCAUGUAAAGGACAGUGAAUGUAGCUUGCAUAUACAGCACAUUUAGCGACCCUGUGGGACAUUUAUUUAUUCAAUAAAAUAUCACCAAAUGCUGUUCUGUCCUGCUU